Erythranthe guttata (spotted monkey flower) is the source of this 1245-nucleotide messenger RNA. RefSeq names its product RHOMBOID-like protein 14 (gene RBL14). Gene Ontology annotation, molecular function: serine-type endopeptidase activity. The record is from RefSeq and is a predicted model, not a curated record. Gene Ontology annotation, cellular component: membrane. NCBI's taxonomy places the organism in Eukaryota, Viridiplantae, Streptophyta, Magnoliopsida, Lamiales, Phrymaceae.
UUCAAAUUCCAAUUCAAAUUCCAAUUCCAAUUCCAAAUUGAAUUAGAGUUUGCAGGAGGGAGAUGGAUAGAAGAAGAGGUAGGGGCGGUGGAAUGAUCGGACUGCUUCUGAUUCAGGCGUUGAGCGAGUACGGCCGUCUUGAGCGUAAACCCCCUGUCACGGCUGGGCUUAUUGCUGCUAACACACUCAUUUACUUGCGCCCUAAAUUUCUCGAUCCAAUUCUCCCCCCUUUCAAUCAUGUCUUGUUCAAUCCCCACCUCAUUCUCAAGCACAAAGACCUGAAGCGUUUCAUUUUGUCGGCAUUCCAUCACAUUAACGAACCCCACCUCUUCUACAACAUGCUAUCACUUUUAUGGAAAGGCACACAACUCGAGAGUGCAAUGGGAAGUAUUGAAUACGCAUCCAUGGUUGCAGCUCUAGUCGGUAUGUCUCAAGGCAUCACUCUCUUACUAGCCAAAGGUCUUCUGCUUUUCGACUACGAUAGUCCUUAUUACAACGAAUACUCUGUCGGAUUCUCCGGUGUGCUUUUUGCCAUGAAAGUAGUUCUUUACUCUCGAUCGGAUGACUAUACACAUCUGUACGGAUUGGUGGUUCCAACACGUUAUGCUGCUUGGGCAGAACUUGUUCUUGUCCAGAUGUUUGUACCUGGUGUCUCGUUUCUUGGUCAUCUUGGUGGAAUACUUGCUGGGCUUCUAUACUUGAAAUUGACAGCUUCGAACUCUGGUGGGAACCCGUUUGUGAAGAUAAUAACGGGUGUUGCCCGUUUCAUGAGUUGGCCUUUUAGAUUUGCACAUGGUGUUUUAGUGCCUUCACAACGGAGCAGAGUAUUUGGUAGAGGAAUUCUUGGCGGGAGUGAGGCGGAAAAUGUAUGGAGAUGUGGAGCGUGUACAUACGAUAAUACAAGUCAAUCGAGUGUUUGUGAAAUGUGUGGGACAGAGCAUGAUGACGACUAUGGUGGGGGGUCGUCGCCCCCUCCUCCGACUACUGGCAGUAGUCAGGCGAUUUCCGUUGAGGAAUUAAGACAGCGGAGGGUGCAGAGAUUCGGCCAAUGAUUUGGAAAGAUUAGUGGACACAAGAAUCGCAUUCGAUAAUAACUUGCAAUAUGUAUGUUAAUUUGGGUUUAGCGUGUUGAACGGAGUUGAUAAGCUAAUUCAUAUUUGCUAAUGCAGUGUUCUGCAAUUUCUUGUCCUAUUGCUUAAUGAGUGAAAUUCAUCCUGCUUGCAUAAUUGUUUCAGAUGCUUACAU